UUCACUAUUCAGAUCUCUCCACACAAUCACAGACACAAAUACACCCAGGGGUGCAAACCAAACUCAUUAGUCCUUUCUUAUCCUAAGUCCUAAAUUUGGGUUGUCAAAGAGUUUAAUCAGAGGUACAAAAUCUGACUUGUAUUAAACUACAGAUAGAAACCAAUUCAAACAUCAAAGUGGUCCUGUUCCUCUUGUUUGAUGUGUGUUCCUUCUUCUGCAAUGAUUUCUUCUACUCCAUUUUGUCAUCUCCUUAAUGGUUGUUUCUUUACCUACAGGACCAAGGGUCACAAAAGCACACUUGCACUUCCAUUAUUAUUUUUUUGUCUAAUGCAGUUGGUAUUCUCCACAUGAGUUAAUUCUGUUAGAGCCGAAAACAUUCAAAUCAUGGUACGUUAAUUCUCCCGCGAUUUUUUUUUUUCUAUUCACAUUACUCGAAUUUAAGACCUUACUUAAGGAAAAUCAAAUAUGUACCAUUUGAAGGAAGAACUUGUUGGUUUGCACUUGUAUAAUUGACAAGCUCAAACUCACACCAUUCUGAGAAGUGAAAACACCCAAAACACUUGCAAAUCCAUUCCCAUCAUACAAAUUUCUUAUCUCUUAACUUUCCUUUUGAUCUUCUCAAACUCCCAAAGAAACAUGGGCAGUGAAAAUCAUCACCAUCAUGACUUGUACCAUCAGAACCUGCAUAUCCAUAACAGAAGCACAUUCCUGCCAAUGCUAUGUUCAAGGACAUCCAUAAAAAGUGUGAGUCUUCCACAGAGAAGAGACCAUCAUCCAGGUUCCUUCUCCAUUAACCCUCUUUCCCCAAGAAUUGGUUGCAUGGGUCAGGUGAAGAGGGACAACAAAAUAGCACAACUUCCAACCUCACAACAACAUAGACUCAGCCUCACCACCACCAAAAGCAACACCACCUCCAUCUCUAUCUCCCCUAUUGUCAAGUAUUCUAAGCUCAAAAAGCUCUUCUCUGCCAAAAACUUAACCACCACCACAACUGCUCCUCCCUCCAGUUGUGGAAGGACGCAACGAGUGACCAAGGUUUUAAAUUGCGGUCGUGGUAGUGGUUGUGCUUCCAGCUGCGUUGUGGAAUUGCAGACAAAUACUAAUGGAUAUGGCCGCAAUUGCUGUCGUGAUGCCGGUGCGAGACUCCCACACUCUUCGCGUUCCGGACCGCAAUUUAAAUCCCUGCAGGUGACAACAGUAAGUGGUGCAGAUAUGUCCAGGAACAGAAACCAGAGGCGUGGUUGGAUUAGUAAUGAGAAUGUUAUUCCCAUAAGCAUUGAAAACAUGGAUCCUCCUCUCCCUGUGAUCAAGGGAGUGAGAAAGUCAGAUGAAGGAAAUAGUCUUUGGAAAAGGAGGUCAGGUGGGGUUGCAUUGAAAAGUUUAAAGCUUCCACAGAUUCACCAUCCAAGACAUCAUCUUCAGCUUACAAGUGUUUGAUGGGUGAUCAGAUCAGACAUAUUGAAAAGUCUUCUUUUUUCCUAUUUGUGAAAUUUAUACAUCAGAAUAUUAGAUAUAUAUUCUACAAGGUCUGUUUUUAUUUUGUGUUGCUUGAUUUCCUGGGGUAUCUCACAUAUGGCAGUUAUUCAGAAAAUCCUAGUUAUAUUGUAUGGCAUAUAUCAGUGAAUACAUCAUAAGAGAAUAACCAACAAUGUCGUGUACUUAUACAAGUGGCAUGUUUUGUACUAAGAAAUUAGCAAAAAUGGAUUUUGGUUUA
Molecule: messenger RNA, 1714 nt
Organism: Lotus japonicus
Lineage: Eukaryota; Viridiplantae; Streptophyta; Magnoliopsida; Fabales; Fabaceae
Exons: 1
Coding region: 637-1437 (266 amino acids)
Source: RefSeq, a predicted model, not a curated record